CGCGGGCUGCUCCGGCAGCAGCUAGAGGCGGAGCAGGCGGGCGGCGAGCAAGGACUGCCUUCCUUUCGCUCACUCCUUCUCCAGAAGCGCAGCCGCUGCCGCAAGGACCGAGCCGCCCGCCAGCCCGCCCCCUCCAGGGAGCGCUUCUCGCGCCAGGCUCCUCGGAGUCUUUUCCAAAAUGCCAUCUGGGGGGCUUUGAUGUGCAUCGCCUGCGCUUCCGUGAAUGAGAAGAACAUCGCGAUCCGAUAGAAGAAGCAGCAGCAGAAGGUGCUUUGAAAUAUCUAUAUAAAACGCACCAGUCAAGCCAAGAACAAGACCCACCCCCACCCCCAAACCCCGGAAAAGAAGCGUCAGCCUUCCUUUCUGGGGCGAGGGGAGAUGAUCAUGCUGAGCUGGAAUCAGUUCUCCACGUCGCGCCCUCUACUCUUCCUGGCCGCGCUCCUGGUGGUGGAGAGCUCCCAGCUAGACGGCACCAAGGUGAACUCUAUCAAGUCCACCCUAAUGGGCGAGACGCCGACGCAGGCGACCACCAACAGGUCGACCACCUUCCACCAAGGAUUGGCUCUCGGGAGCAGCAAGAAGGGCAAAAUCUUGGGCCAGGGGGGCAAGGGGCUGAAGCAUUAUCACCGGCAAGGCGAGGCUUACCCUUGCACCAAUGACAAGGAGUGUGAAGUUGGGAAAUACUGCCACAGUCCCCAUCAAGCGACGUCUGCCUGCAUGAUUUGUAGGAGGAAAAAGAAGCGUUGUCACAGAGACGGCAUGUGCUGCCCUGGGAACCGCUGCAACAAUGGUAUUUGUAUACCAGUAACUGAGAGCAUUCUUACUCCCCACAUCCCAGCCUUGGAAGUACCUCGCAACAAGAAAAAUAAUCAUUAUCCCACUAAGGACUUGGGAUGGCAGAAUCUUGGGAAAGGGCAGACCAAGCUGACACACACAAAGGGCCACGAAGGAGACUCCUGCUUAAGGUCUUCCGACUGCACUGAGGGCUUUUGUUGUGCUCGCCAUUUCUGGACCAAAAUUUGCAAGCCCGUCUUGCACCAGGGGGAAGUGUGCACCAAGCAACGCAAGAAGGGGUCCCACGGCUUGGAGAUUUUCCAGCGAUGUGACUGUGCCAAAGGGCUGUCAUGCAAAAUCUGGAAAGAUGCCACUUACUCUUCAAAAGCGAGGCUUCACGUGUGCCAGAAGAUCUGAUGGUGGACUGGGAGACUGUCAUUCACAGGCCGUGAAGAACUGGCAAAAUGUACACAUUGCAGCAUCGUAGAAUGCAAGGAUUGUAAAUAAGAAACAAAUUGCCAAAGUGUCCAUUGUCGUGGGAAGAAACAACACCCCAAACUGAAUUAUAUUUCUGCCCUGGAGGUGAAUACGGUGGCAGCUGGCCUUUGAUUUGUGACGUGGUGCCUCUCUGCCAAUGCUGCCAGACAUUUGUGGAAAAGCGCCGCGCCAAUGACAUUUGACAUUUAACUCAUGUUUGACGUAUGGCUUUGUGAAUUCUACACAUUGGUUGUGGUUAGGUCCCCCCCCCUUAUGAUUGUAAAAUAUUGCUAUAUGACAUAUUUACAACACAAAGCAGUGCUUUGCCAAAUGACUUUUCUAUCGGCACCUUCUUGGGUACUGAACAAAAAACCAUGUUAGUAAACUGAAGCUAUCAGAGGCCAAGGGGAAAAUUACCAUACAUGUCUUUAUCUGUUAACAUUACCCAUGAACAACCAAAGGCUGUCACCUGAAUGAGAAAUCUUCUCCUGCCAAACAAGGGCUACAUAUGGAAGACUGCAGUGCAAAUGGAAAAAUCUCACUCAUUUCACAAACACACACAACACACGUGCCUGGCAAAAUCUGCCUUGAACAGAGGUAAUAAAGCAGGCAUGAUGUUUUCAAUUUGCAUACUGUUAAGCAUUUGGACCACAACACCCAAAUAAUUUCAUCUUCAUAGCCAAUGGCUUCCUUUUGUCUCAGUUUACUGCUAGCACACAGGGGGCUAACAGAGAAAAAAGCAAAGUGUCCAUGAAUGCAUUCUGAGCAGAAUUGUAUGCUGAGCUGCUAGCUGUAAAUAGUGGGGAAUUGUGGGUUGUAUUGUGAACUAUUUUUCAGCUUUGCCUCUGGCGGAGGCAUCCAGCGUCCAUUGACUGUGUGUACUACUAAAUAACAGCAUCAUCAGGGCUUUCAGUACAGAUCUUCUGUGGUUUGGAGAACUUAAAAUGGAAGCAUCCUGUGCCAGCAGCAACAGGGGUGGAAUGAAAAGAAAACAAGAUGGACAUGGAGGCCCAAAGUGUGAUCAGCAAAUGACAUCACAUGAUACAAUAUAACAACUCAGACUUGCAAAUAUUUGGAAUGUGGAUAUUAUCACUUGCUACUGGAUUCCCAUUGACUGUAGUGGAUACCAGUGUUCACUAUCACUGCCACAGUAUUAAUGGACUGACAAAGAUGAAUGGUGACCUGUUCAGUCAUUCUACCACCACCCUUCUAACACUCUUGCAUUUUCUAUACUCACUUAUUUUUCAAAUGUGUUAUUUGUGUAAGCAUUGGAGCCUUGAAAAGGGGUAGGAUCACUCUCCAGGAAAUAUUGUUGAUUGGAGAAGAGAAUGGUAUUCCUUUUUUUAAAUGCUACUCAGAGGCGGGGUGUGUGUGUGUGUGUCUGUGUGUGUUAGACUGAGUUUUUCCUGCUACCACGUGCCAUUUGAAACAGCAGUGUGAUUGAUCGUAUCUAUGUGAAAAUGAAGUAUCUGAAGCAGUCUAAUGAAAAAGGGGUUCCCUGGCUAUCUCACUUUCCACAAGCCAUAUUUUCCUGGCUUCCCAUAGCCACCUUUUGACAAUGUGCCAUUAAAAUUAUGGUCUAUUUGUAACCAGUAUCGAAAUAUCUCUCAGUAAACGCAAGCCUUAUGCUACAUUUUCUUUAUCUCUAUUUUUUUUAAAAGUAACUCUCAUAUAUUUGUGAAUAAGGAGAAUGAUUUAUCAUGUCAUUAUCAAACCACAGGGUUGGAAGGUACCUAAAAUUAUCUAGGAGCAUGUGUCUACACUACAAAUAGAAACUGGGUUUGAACCAGUCCAUUUGCUGUGGCUUCUUCACUAACUGUCCUUUAGGGAGAGUGCUGAAAAUUAUUCUAAGAUUCUACUUUGAUGGACUUCAAAGAAAGCCAUGCCAAUGAAAUAGUUUUAAGAGCAUAGUGCAUAUAUAUCCUGGGUCCAGCCCUUUGACCUCAGGCCUUAGUAUCAAUACCACUGCACAAUAUUUGGGAUAAUGUACACUGUCUCAGGCAAGGGCAAGGAACCUGUGGCCUGCCUAGUGCUACUGGACUACCAAUGGCCAUCCUCCUUGACCCUUGGCCAUGCUGUCUGGGGCUGAUGGGUGUUGAAGCCCAGCAACAUUUGGAGGACCAGCGGCUUGGGGAGCAUACUGAGUGAGAAAACAGUGGUGGGAAAAUGGCAGACUGACCUCUCUCUUUCCAUGCACAACUUCAUUCGAAAAUUCAGCCUUCUGGUUCUGUUUUUCAUUGAAAAACAGCUAGGUCUUCAUUUCUAGCAUUUGUGUACAACAUGUAGUUUGCCUGUUGAUAGCAACCUAUCAGUAGCUAAGAACAGAAGCAAACUAACUAAGAUUAGGCCAGAGGGAUUAUGCCCAUGGUUAUAUCUUUCUAAAUAAUAAUAUUAUUUACAAAGGGCUAUGUAAACUCCAAAAAGCAAAGGCUUAAUUCUGUAUCUCACUGGGACUUAUUUUAAGGCUGAGUACAAGAAACUGUAAUUGGCUUACUUUAGUGGAGAGGUGGGAAACCUCUUCCACCUCUCUUACCAUUGUCUCUGUGCUGCCUAGGGGUAGAGAUCCCCAGUUUCCUCCCCACUGCACCACAUGGAGAACUACAGGUUUCUGCCACGGCUCUACGGCAAUGAAAACAAGACUAAGGCUGGAAAAAUGUACAGUUUCAAUAAGACAUUUUCAUUUCUGACCGCCCUUAAGGGAUGCAAGUGCGUAUCUGAAAUCCUUUUGCCUCUGUGAGACUACAGGAAGGAGUCGUGUCCCUCAGCGCAGCCAAAGUAAAGCUCCCACUCAUUUAAGCGUUAUCUGAUGGCUUCUGCAUGCCCUUCUCAUAAUUCUCCUGCAAGAACUAGCAUUUGAAGUAAUUUAUUUACAGGAAAUGUUUAAUGAGAUGUAUUUUCUUAUAGAAGAUAUUUCGUACAGAAAGCUUUUUGCAGCAAACUAUACUUGCAACUUGUCGACUUUGUAAUUUAGAAAGAAAUGUAUAAAAAGAUUAAAUAUAUUAAAAUGUC
Messenger RNA from Podarcis raffonei (Aeolian wall lizard), 4260 nucleotides. RefSeq names its product dickkopf WNT signaling pathway inhibitor 2 (gene DKK2). Lineage: Eukaryota; Metazoa; Chordata; Lepidosauria; Squamata; Lacertidae. Gene Ontology annotation, biological process: multicellular organism development; negative regulation of canonical Wnt signaling pathway. The transcript has 4 exons. The record is from RefSeq and is a predicted model, not a curated record. Bases 379 to 1191 code for a protein of 270 amino acids. Gene Ontology annotation, cellular component: extracellular region. Gene Ontology annotation, molecular function: receptor antagonist activity; co-receptor binding.